AUUGGAAAGAAGGCUCCUUUCAUUGAUGGUGAGUGAUAAUAAUGAUCCUUACAUUGGUUGUCAGUCAGAAGAAUGCUCUUUACAUUGGUUGUCAGUCAGAAGAAUGCUCCUUACAUUGGUCAUCGGUGGGAAGAAUGCUCCUUACAUUUGGUAGUCAGCAGGAAGAAUGUCCCUUACAUUGGUGGUUUUUGGGAAGAAUGUAUCUUACAUGGGUGAUAAGCGGGAGGAAUGCUCCUUACAUUGGUGAUCAGUGAGAAGAAGAAUGCUCCUUACAUUGAUGGUCAGUGGAAGAAUGCUCCUUACAUUGAUGGUCAGUGGGAAGAAUGCUCCUUACAUUGAUGGUCAGUGGGAAAGAAUGCUCCUUACAUUGGUGAUCAGCAAGAAGAAUGUUCCUUACAUUGGUGAUCAGCAAGAAGAAUGUUCCUUACAUUGGU
Molecule: messenger RNA, 434 nt
Organism: Staurois parvus
Lineage: Eukaryota; Metazoa; Chordata; Amphibia; Anura; Ranidae
Source: the annotation of a GenBank genome assembly